This is a messenger RNA of Schistocerca nitens (vagrant locust), 1377 nucleotides long. Its product is annotated as BRISC and BRCA1-A complex member 1-like. Gene Ontology annotation, biological process: positive regulation of DNA repair; double-strand break repair; protein K63-linked deubiquitination. Bases 162 to 1064 code for a protein of 300 amino acids. The record is from RefSeq and is a predicted model, not a curated record. Gene Ontology annotation, cellular component: BRISC complex; nuclear body; BRCA1-A complex. The transcript has a single exon. NCBI's taxonomy places the organism in Eukaryota, Metazoa, Arthropoda, Insecta, Orthoptera, Acrididae.
UUGGACCUAACAUGUAAUGUUAAACUACUGAUUUCAAAUCGGUGAUCACUGCAUGUCGAUUGUAAUCUUUGAAUGAAAAUGAGUUGGUUGUAUGAAUUUGUGUGCCGUGUGGUUUUGACUUAGAAAAACGAGGGAAGUAGAUCAAGUAAAAUUUUGUGACAAUGGAUGGAGAUCACGCAUGUGGAAGUGAGAAUUCUAGUGUUUCCUUAGUUAAUAACACAUCGACCUCUCGCGGUUCUUCAAGUGACGAUUCUUCCCCCGGUCCACCGUGCAACGAAAUGAACCAACUCGGACGGUGUGUUGAUGAUGUAAAUAACGGUGUAACAGGUGAUGACUGCGAGAUAUUAAAAUUUCCAGCUGUCAGCUGCCCAGAAAAAAUAGUGUUAUGUGUUGAUUUAGCGGAAGAUCCUGAUUAUACUCCGUUUAAACUAGGACAAGGAUCGAAGUUCUCCCCCUUGUAUAUGGUCAAGAGGGUGACAGAAAUAUUUUUGUAUAGUAAAAACAUCAUAAGCCUUGAACACGAGUUUGCGUUGGUUGUGUUAAAGACUGAUGAAGCGGUGUGGCUAAGUGAUUUUUGUAGUAAUCCGAAGGAAAUCAUAUCCAUACUGGAAGGUUUGAGUGAAACCACACAAAAUGAAACUUUCAAUCUUACGUCAUUGUUCGACGUUAUAAAACGAAAUGUAAAACUUCCUGCACCUCAUGCCAAUAAUCCAGAACUUUGCCCACCGUACUCGGUGAGAGUAAUUUUGUUAUAUAGCCGGUCAUUCUGCGUCCCAGAAUUUAGACAAGGACGAGAGUCUUUUAAUGUCCUCACAUCAUCUCCGUAUUUUACAUUGGAUAUUCUGUAUAUACAUGAACAGCCUUCAGAGGACAAUAAAUGUGAAGAAGCAUUUAGUGUUUUAGAUGGAUUAGAUGAGCAGGAACUCUCCUAUGUGUAUGAUGUCCUCAGAAAUGCAACGAAAUUGCAUGACCAUAUGGCUAAGCUUCUUGCGCAUCCGCUUCAACGACCAGCACAGAAAAGAACUCAUUAUAAAUUGAAGGAGCCGCAGGAUAUUCCAAAAUAAUUUGUAUGUAUUGUAUAUAUGUGUUAUAAGCUUUAUUUGUGGAGAUUUUUUGAAGAAGCUUACUGAAUUGACAAGUUGCAGAGUUAUGUACGGUAAUGAAGUAUUAAAUUUUAGUACUGUGAGAAAACAUUACACAUUGGAGCUGCAGAAUAUCUGCAAGUAAUGUUCCUAUAUUUUGUUACAGCUGCACAGUUUUAAUGCAGAUAGUCUACUUAACUGCCACAUUGCAGGGUUAAAUGUUGCUGAAGUGUUUUGGAAACAAUAAAUUAAAAUGACAUAUAACAUAUUCAUUUUAUACGGUCAUUUUUGCAUA